This is a messenger RNA of Microsporum canis CBS 113480, 1626 nucleotides long. RefSeq names its product DNA-dependent ATPase MGS1. Gene Ontology annotation, molecular function: DNA binding; single-stranded DNA helicase activity; ATP hydrolysis activity. Gene Ontology annotation, cellular component: nucleus. Gene Ontology annotation, biological process: regulation of DNA repair; DNA-templated DNA replication; DNA repair. The record is from RefSeq and is a predicted model, not a curated record. NCBI's taxonomy places the organism in Eukaryota, Fungi, Ascomycota, Eurotiomycetes, Onygenales, Arthrodermataceae. The transcript has 2 exons. Bases 1 to 1626 code for a protein of 541 amino acids.
AUGGGACCAAGCUGCCCGAUCUGUUCAAAGCCCAUCAAAGCAAGCAAAAUAAACGAGCACAUCGACUCAGGGUGCGAAGAGUUUCUCGAUUCCUCUCAGGGUAGUCAGACUUUGCCCGCUGAGGGUUUAACGCAAUCUCAAACCAGCCCAUCCAGUUCCAUACCCAGCUUCUUCCAGCCCGCUAGCUCUAGGAAAGCCGCAGCACAAAAGUCGGUUGAGCGGUCGAAUGGCGUAGCCCAUCAUGCACAGCCUUCCAAGGUUGGGUCAGGUAAAAGGCUCUUCUCCCAAGACGAGCCCGAGACACCCACAUCUGGAGGCACUCUGAAGACCCCGACCUCUCCGUCACCUUUGCACGGUAACAACGAUCAUUCAGCGAAGCGUGUCAAACCUUCGAAUGCAUUACAAAAAUCAGCGCCGUUGGCGGAACGCAUGCGGCCACAGACGCUUGACGAAGUGUGUGGACAAGAAUUAGUCGGUAAAAAUGGGGUGUUGCGUGGUCUGAUCGAGCGGGACAGGGUUCCUAGCACGGGGAAAACCACGGUUGCUAGGGUCAUUGCUAACAUGGUGGGAAGUCGAUUCGUUGAAAUCAACAGUACGAGCUCCGGUGUGGCCGAGUGCAAGAAGUUAUUUGCGGAGGCAAGGAAUGAGCUCAGCCUAACGGGGAGAAAGACAAUUAUUUUCUGUGACGAAAUCCAUCGGUUCUCCAAGGCUCAACAGGACGUGUUUCUCGGGCCGGUUGAGAGUGGACAGGUUACGCUGAUAGGUGCUACGACUGAGAACCCGUCUUUCAAGGUCCAGAAUGCUCUCCUAUCACGAUGUCGAACUUUUACGUUGGCCAAGCUUACAGAAAACGACAUCUGUGCUAUACUCAACCGUGCAUUAAGAGUCGAGGGACCUAAUUACUCACCCUCCGCACUGGUUGACGAGGAGCUUGUUAAGUACCUUGCUGCCUUUGCUGAUGGCGAUGCUCGAACAGCCCUGAAUCUAUUAGAGCUGGCGAUGGACCUAUCCCAGAGAGAAAACAUGACUAAAGAGGAGUUGAAGAAAUCUUUAACUCGGACUCUGGUGUAUGAUCGAGCAGGCGAUCAACAUUAUGAUACCAUCUCUGCCUUCCAUAAAUCCAUACGCGGAAGCGACCCCGACGCAUCACUGUAUUAUCUAGCGCGGAUGAUUCAGUCGGGGGAAGAUCCCCUAUAUAUUGCUCGCCGCCUCAUCGUGGUUGCUUCCGAGGAUGUUGGAUUAGCUGAUAACAAUAUGCUAUCACUAGCUACAGCAGCUUACACAGCUGUUGAGAAGAUUGGUCUCCCAGAAGCGCGAAUCAACCUUGCACACGCUACUGUUGCCUUGGCAUUGGCCCCGAAAAGCACCAGAGCUUAUAGGGGGCUGGCUAAUGCAAUGGCAAGCUUAGAAGAGCCAGGGAUAGCGGGGCUACCUAUCCCGAUUCACUUACGAAAUGCUCCAACGAGACUGAUGAAGGAGAUUGGUUAUGGUAAGGAAUAUAAAUAUAACCCCGACUAUAAAGAUGGAAAGGUAGUGCAGGACUACCUUCCCGAGAAGCUCAUUGGAACGACCUUUCUUGAAGACCUCGAUCUUGGAACUCGGAUCGAUCCUGCACUAGAACCAUGA